Messenger RNA from Anoplopoma fimbria (sablefish), 579 nucleotides. RefSeq names its product E3 ubiquitin/ISG15 ligase TRIM25-like. Gene Ontology annotation, molecular function: zinc ion binding. The transcript has a single exon. The record is from RefSeq and is a predicted model, not a curated record. NCBI's taxonomy places the organism in Eukaryota, Metazoa, Chordata, Actinopteri, Perciformes, Anoplopomatidae. Bases 1 to 579 code for a protein of 192 amino acids.
AUGGCGCAGAAAGGAGUUCAGCUGGACCGGGAGAGCUUCUCUUGUUCCAUCUGUCUGGAUCUCCUGAAGGAUCCGGUGACUAUUCCCUGUGGACACAGCUACUGCAUGAACUGUAUUAAAACCCACUGGGAUGAAGAGGAUGAGAAGAAACUCCACAGCUGUCCUCAGUGUAGGCAGACCUUCACACCGAGGCCUGUCCUGAUGAAAAACACCAUGUUGGCAGAUUUAGUGGAGCAACUGAAGAAGACUGGACUCCAAGCUGCUCCUGCUGAUCACUGCUAUGCUGGACCUGAAGAUGUGGCCUGUGAUGUCUGCACUGGGAGGAAACUGAAAGCCUUCAAGUCCUGUCUGGUGUGUCUAGUCUCUUACUGUGAGAAACACCUUCAGCCUCAUUUUGAAUCACCUGCCUUUGAAAAACACAAGCUGGUGGACCCCUCCAACAAGCUCCAGGAGAACAUCUGCUCUCGUCACGAUGAGGUGAUGAAGAUGUUCUGCCGUACUGAUCAGCAGUGUAUCUGUUAUCUCUGCUCUGUGGAUGAACAUAAAGGACACAGUCUCAGCUGCAGCAGAAAGGACUGA